CCCGGACUGAAACACCCUAGCCAAUCCAAACCGUCCGUAGAACAAGAUCUAACUCAAAUCCUACUCUGGAGUAAAGAUCCCGGGACCAGACCCAAUCACUCACCCCUACCGAUGGUCCUGCUGUAUAAAUAUGCAGAAACUGAUCCAACAAUGGCAGCAGACCAUAACAGCCAUGGAACUAAUCGACGAUCCUGUCUACAAUUCCGACCUCGAUUUCAGCUUCUCCUCCGUCGCCACCGCCACCACCGACCGGACCACCAUCUCCGCCAGGAGCAGCUUGGCUCGCACCAGCCUCACCCUCAGCUUCAACGAGUCCCGACUUUCCAACGCCGCCGCGACCUCCUCCACCACCGCCGUUCCGAUCCCCCACCGCCGCCCCCACCGCCGCCACAACAACCCCAACUGGGAAGCCGUCAGCGCCGCCGCGAACCUCUCCUCCGACGGCGCCCUCCACCUCCGCCACCUGAAACUCCUCCGCCUCGUCGGCGCCGGAAACCUCGGCCGCGUCUUCCACUGCCGCCUCCGCGACUACGACGGCGCGGACUUCGCCCUCAAAGUUGUCGACCGCGACGCCCUGCCGGCGAAAAAGCUCGCCCAGGUGGAGAUGGAGGCCGCUGUCCUCGCCGCCGCCGACCACCCGUUCCUGCCGACGCUCUACGCCCAUCUAGAAGCUUCUCACUACAUUUGCCUGUUGAUGGAUUUCUGCCCAAACGGCGAUCUCCAUUCUUUGCUCGCCAAACAGCCCCUUAACCGGCUACCGGUCGCGGCGGUCAGAUUCUUCGCCGGCGAGGUCCUCACGGCGCUCGAGUACCUCCACGCGCAGGGAAUCGUCUACCGUGAUCUCAAGCCGGAGAAUGUUCUGAUACGCGCCGACGGCCACAUUCUGCUCUCCGAUUUCGACCUCUGCUUCCGAUCGGAAAUCUCGCCGCGGAUCGACCGCCGCCGCCGGCGACCGGCGGAGCCGGUCCAGCGCCACUCCUCCUCCUGCUUUCUCGGCGUGACGCGCACGCGCCGCCGCGAGGAGCGCGUGGCGGAAUUCACGGCGGAGCCCACGGCGGCGUACUCGCGGUCGUGCGUGGGGACGCACGAGUAUCUGGCGCCGGAAUUGGUCGCCGGAAAUGGCCACGGCAACGCCGUCGACUGGUGGGCUUUCGGAGUCUUAAUCUACGAGCUGCUGUACGGUACGACGCCGUUUAAGGGGGUGAGUAAGGAAUCGACGCUGCGGAACAUAGCGUCGACGAGGGGAGUGCGGUUCCCGGGCCCUUCCGCCGAGGAGGAGUCCGGGACUUCGGAGGCCCGGGACUUGAUCGAGAAGCUGCUGGUGAAGGACCCCCGGCGGCGUCUGGGCUCCGCCGCGGGUGCGACUGAGAUUAAGCGCCACCCUUUCUUCGACGGGAUAAAAUGGCCGUUGAUUCAGACUUACCGGCCGCCGGAGAUUCGUGGGCUGGCGGUGAAACGGAGUGGCGUCGGCGGCGGACGGCGGCGCUGCCUGUGGAAGAGGCUGAGGGAUCUGAUGAGGGUUAAGGUUGUUAGUAAGAAUAAAUUAAAUUCUAAUCAGAAUUAUUAUACUUACGUUGAUUACUACACAGAUUGAGUUUUUUUGAAAAAAAAAAGAAAAAACAGAGAUUGCGUUAAGGUUUCGAAAUUUCGUUGAGAUUUGUAAUUUUUUUAUUUUUAUUUUAUAUACUAUACAUGUAAAUCCAAGCAAAUAUAUAUGACAA
This is a messenger RNA of Andrographis paniculata, 1721 nucleotides long. Its product is annotated as serine/threonine-protein kinase WAG1-like. Bases 131 to 1594 code for a protein of 487 amino acids. The record is from RefSeq and is a predicted model, not a curated record. The transcript has a single exon. Gene Ontology annotation, molecular function: protein serine/threonine kinase activity; ATP binding. Gene Ontology annotation, cellular component: nucleus; cytoplasm; plasma membrane. Gene Ontology annotation, biological process: protein phosphorylation. Lineage: Eukaryota; Viridiplantae; Streptophyta; Magnoliopsida; Lamiales; Acanthaceae.